ACAGUGAAUCUGUUUUUAGCUUCACAAGCUCUGAGCAAGGCUCUGCGUAAAAAGAGACAGGAUGUCACAGGUAGCUCACAUCGCCAUAUUGUUCCUCUACUUUGGGCUCAUGUACCAUGAAGCUAAUGGGAUAUUUAUGCAGAAAUUGUCCAAGAAAAAACUUUGCGCUGAUGAUGAAUGUGCUUAUGCAAUCUCUCUUGCCAGAGCAGAAGAUGAUUACAAUGCUCCUGACUGCAGAUUUGUAAAUAUUAAGAAAGGAGAACUGAUUUAUGUGUACUCAAAACUGGUAAAACCCCAAAAAGAAGAUGGAGAGUUCUGGUUUGGAAGUGUUUACAGUGACCAAUACAGGGAUCAGAUUGGAUUUAUCGGGUAUUUUCCUAGCAACCUAGCCACAGAGAUACACGUCUUCAAGAAUGCAACAUUAGAGCUGCAUACAACAGCUAUUGAUUUCUACUGUGACUGACACAACAGCGGAAAAAAAAUGACUACGAGAACGAAGACACGCAGGCGAUGCUUUUCGUGGCUUUUAUAAGACAUUCAAACUGCACAUGUGGUGAAAGAUUAUAAAUUCUUUCCUCAAUUUUUGUCACUGCUAAAGAAUUCAUACCAUUUCUUGCAUUCUAAGCCCAGCUUGCCAACAUCUAGAGGAAUGAAAAAUAGUAAAAUGAAUAUAGCAGCCUA
Messenger RNA from Pelobates fuscus (common spadefoot toad), 681 nucleotides. RefSeq names its product otoraplin (gene OTOR). The coding region runs from base 62 to 463 and encodes 133 amino acids. Lineage: Eukaryota; Metazoa; Chordata; Amphibia; Anura; Pelobatidae. The record is from RefSeq and is a predicted model, not a curated record. The transcript has 4 exons. Gene Ontology annotation, biological process: cartilage condensation. Gene Ontology annotation, molecular function: protein binding.